CUCUUAUACCUUGGUGAUGGGAAAAUCAAUGAUGCCGAGCUCCCUCACCACACGAAAAUAACGCAAAUGGUCUUGGAUGAAUACCGCACAGAAUAUAACAAGACAAAAGAUGAUUUAAAGAAUGCUCUGGGACGCAUCUCCAUGACCACGGACCUGUGGAGUGAUCCAAAUCGUGAUAGUUACAUGGCAGUGACAUCCCACUUUAUGAUGCGGGGCGAGAAGAACAGACUCGAGUAUAGGACUUGCCUUGUU
Molecule: messenger RNA, 252 nt
Organism: Suillus fuscotomentosus
Lineage: Eukaryota; Fungi; Basidiomycota; Agaricomycetes; Boletales; Suillaceae
Exons: 2
Source: RefSeq, a predicted model, not a curated record